AUGGUAGAGUCAUUACAGAUGUUUUUAUUUCUUUUCAAAUCAAAAUACAGACGAAAAUGUUCUUGGUUCUCGCCAUUUCUGUGUUCAGUCUUGAUCGUGUUAUUGUUUUGUAAUGGUGUUCUUACUAAGUGUAGUGAUCACAAUUGUGUGAAAGGUGUGUGUAAAAAUGAUACUUGCGUGUGUAAUGAAGGGUGGCAGGGACCCGAGUGCCAGCACUGCGGCGGUAAAAUAAAAUUAACAGAACUAUCUGGCAUCAUAACAGAUGGUGCCGGUAAUUACAGUGUAAGCACACAAUGCUCAUGGCUUAUAUCACCUCCGGUUGUGCCUUCGCCUUCCCCUAUAAGGAUACGGUUAGAAUCAUUUGCAACAGAGUGUGGUUGGGACCACAUGUAUGUCUAUGAUGGUGAUAGUGUAAGGGCUGAGAAAUUAUUGGCUGUGUUUAGUGGUGUACUUGAAGAAGGGGAGUCUGGUUGGACGAGCCAAGUGAUAGCGCGCUCUGGCAGUGCACUUAUACAUUUCUUCUCUGAUGAUGCAUACGCGAUGGAAGGGUUCAACGUUACGUACGCAACGUAUUCGUGUCCGUCAAAUGAUCAUAGGACGAAUUGCUCUAAUCAUGGCGAAUGUGAAGAAGGCACAUGUAGAUGCGAGCCUGACUGGAUAGGGGUAGCCUGUGAUCAUCCUCUUUGUCCUGACAACUGCAAUGCUGAAUAUGGUUCAGGGCAAUGCACCUCACAUGGCUGUGAAUGUACACCUUCAAGAACUGGAUCAGAUUGCAGUAAGGAUAGUUCUCAGGGAUCUUGGGGUUGGGAGUGGAAGGAAGAGGGAGAAGGAGGAGACAGGCCAGAAAAUACCCCACCAGCAGCAGCAGGACAUUCACUGUUAGUGUAUGGAGAUGACUUGUUAAGGAUCGGUGGGGAGACUUUCUCGCAGGCAGAGUUUGUGUUCAGAUAUAAUACAGCGAAACGUGGAUGGACUACAAUGGAGGCUCGCGGGGAAUUACUGGCCCCAAGAUUCGCACACUCCUCCAUAAUCUAUGGCAACGAGAUUAUUGUCUAUGGAGGUGUUGUGGCGUCAGACGAGCCUGAUAGGGGUGGUGGUCUAGCAGGCGUAGAAGGCCGUGGUGGCGAAGUGACCAACGAAGUCUGGCGGGGAAUGAUAGACGCGGAAUCCGUUCAAUGGCGGAAUGUCACACCCACAGCUUGCUCUCCGCAUUACAGACCGCCGCUAGGACAUUGUGGUGGUCUCCAUUUAUCGGGUCACACGGCGGUUUUAGUACAUUUGGGUAAAACCAAGAAACCAGUGAUGUUGGUAUUCUUCGGGCAUUCCCCGCACUACGGUUACAUGCAUUUGGUACAGGAGUAUUACAUAGACGAAGGUAUAUGGUCAGUCGCAGUCACCCGUGGGUGGCCAGCUCGUGCGGGCUUCGGUCACACGGCCGCGUACGACGAUUUAUCACGUAGAGUGUACGUGCACGCGGGAUUAGUAUCGGAGUCGGAGGCUACUCAGGCUCCGUCAGCGGCGCUGUACGAAUACGAAAUUGAGACGCGCAUUUGGAGGCCACUGCCUUCCGCUCCCACGCCCCGAUAUUUACAUUCAGCGGUAUUUGUGGCACCAGGUGUAAUGUUAGUGUACGGUGGUAAUUCACACAACGACAGCGCAGUCGCAACUGUAUCGAAUCCUGCGACUGCUAAAUGCUUCUCUGGGGCUGCUCUUUUAUAUGAUGUUAGAUGUCAGCAAUGGCUGCCUGCACCCAUCGGCCCUUUAUCUGCUAGAAUAGGUAGUGCAGCGUCAGUCUUACCCUUACAGGAUCGUCGAACCGCUAUCAUAUACGCUGGGUUUGACGGCCGGCUUCGUUCAGAUGCCCUAAAAUUUACUGUUGGUGAUAAGUGUUCCUCGCGCUCAGACGAAGCCGCGUGCCUGAAUACAGCGCAGUAUGGACUUGCCUGUGUGUGGAAGCAGGAUAGCUGUAUUGCGAUUGAAGAAAUUGGUUGGAAGGACUCGUUCGAUAGUUCCGUGAAGGCUUGCGUGGCACCACCGGUUUUUGAUGACCGUCGAUGCGCAAGCGCAGAAUAUUGUGAGUCGUGCGCAGCAGCUAAUUGCGCAUGGUGCGGUGCGUGCAUGGCUUCCUCGCAUCACUGUGUCAGACAUUCGCAUCAGAUUGCAGUGAGUGUAGAAGAAUGCGGGUCAGGCGGGUCUGGCGGUGAGAUGUGUGCGCGGUACCACUCCUGCGCAGCCUGUCACGCCCAUCUUCACAGACAUCCCCAUGGUUCAGAGGAGUUGAGCCAACGAGCUUGUUAUUGGGACUAUGAUUCAGUUAAAUGUCGUCCAGCUAAUACUACUACGGAUAUAAGAAGCGUGGCCGCAGCUAGUGGUUGUAACGCAGCGUGUGCGACGUUAACAACGUGUGCUAAUUGCACGGCCGAGGAGUGUAUUUGGUGUGCUUCUACGGGACGGUGUGUUGAUAAGAAUGCUUAUGGUGCCUCAUUUCCACUUGGUGGAUGCCGUGCCUGGUCGACCAACGGAUGUACUUCCAAUCACGUAACCGGAUGUGCUGCUCACGUAUCCUGUGCUUCAUGCAGAGCAGAACCAGCGUGUGGCUGGUGUGAUGAUGGAGCUGGAGGGGGAAGGGGCAUAUGUCUUCCGGGAGGAGAGAGACGUCCACAUCAUCCACAUAUUUGUCCGCACCGACGAUGGCACUUCACUCACUGCCCCGCAUGCCAGUGUAAUGGCCAUGCGAUAUGUGACAGUGAGAAUCGUUGUAUUCAGCCGUGUGCCGCGCGAGCUGUGGGAGACCAUUGCGAUGUCUGUGCGCCUGCGCAUUGGGGAUCGCCACUUAACGGGGGAGUGUGUCAACCCUGUGAAUGUAACGCGCAAGCCAUCUCGUGCGCAGCGGACACUGGUCGAUGCUAUUGCAGUACCAAGGGAUUGGCCGGAGAUCGUUGCGAUAAGUGUGAUAAUACUAACCAUUAUCACGCCGAUUUAUAUAACAAGGGGUGUUAUUACGACCUAGCCGUCGACUACCAGUUCACCUUCAACUUAUCGAAGAAAGAGGACCGUCACCUAUCCGCGAUCAACUUUCGGAAUGCGCCCGUCAAACCUGAUGUAGACGCGGACUUCAGUAUAACGUGCUCGGCCCACGCACGUAUGAACCUCACCGUGCGUACACGUACGGAUCCGGCAGAGAGAACGCUCUUCAGCGAUGUUAAUUGCACCAAUUUUAGAUAUAAGUUCGCGAAAUCGGAACACGCAUUCGGUGUCGAGGAUAACGUUACGUUAACAACAUUCUUCGUCUACGUAUACGACUUCCGACCUCCGCUAUGGAUACAGAUCUCGUUCUCGCAGUAUCCAAAAUUAAACCUGCAGCAGUUUUUCAUCACGUUUUCGUCGUGCUUCCUACUGCUGUUGCUAGUUGCUGCCGCUCUGUGGAAGAUUAAGCAGAAAUACGACUUAUACAGAAGAAGGCAGCGUUUAUUUGUAGAAAUGGAACAAAUGGCUUCGCGGCCUUUUAGUCAAGUUUGUGUUGAGCUUGAGAGGGGCGGGGCAGGUGCAGGUGUCCCCGCCCCAGUAGCGUUAGAGCCCUGCAAGUGGGGCAGAGCGGCAGUGCUAUCUCUUCUCGUAAGGCUACCUACAGGAGGCACGGGUAGGGCUCCGCCCCUGGGCGGACUCGCAGUGGCCUCAGCCCUUGUCACUUUGGGACACCAUCACCAUGACCGAGCUGAUAGACCUCGGAAUCACAACCAGUGUAAAUAA
Pieris macdunnoughi is the source of this 3750-nucleotide messenger RNA. The record is from the annotation of a GenBank genome assembly. Lineage: Eukaryota; Metazoa; Arthropoda; Insecta; Lepidoptera; Pieridae.